This is a messenger RNA of Tilletiaria anomala UBC 951, 632 nucleotides long. RefSeq lists its product as uncharacterized. The transcript has a single exon. Bases 37 to 483 code for a protein of 148 amino acids. NCBI's taxonomy places the organism in Eukaryota, Fungi, Basidiomycota, Exobasidiomycetes, Georgefischeriales, Tilletiariaceae. The record is from RefSeq and is a predicted model, not a curated record.
AGAAAACACUCAGGAGACUUGACGCAAAGGACCAAGAUGUCAGCAAAUGCGACUUCGCCAUGGGCCACGGCCAGCAUCGAGAAACUGUACGGCGGUAAUCGCGACUUGUGGGCUUUCAAAGUCCGAAUUCUGAUUACGACCGGCCAGUGGGGCUACGUGACCGGGAUGGUCAGUAAGCCCCUGAUCGAAGACGGCGCCGUCACUGAAUAUGGGUGCAGACAGGAGGAGGCCUUGGCGACACUGACGCUUGGCAUUGAUGACAAGAUCGCCGGCUCAAUCCGCAUGGUGAAGGCAGCUAAAGAGCUAUGGACCACGUUAGAAGCAGAGUACCAGCCGAAGAAGGGAGUCGCCCUCUUUCUCCCCAAGAGAGACUUUUGGACCGUCAAGAAGUUUAUCUUGACUGUUGAAGCCAAUUCCCAGUAUAAAAAAUGCUUCCUAACAGAACACCCAGAAUCUCUCCGUGGGUCCGCCGUGCGCUGCUAACAAGUGAUUUGGUGGAUCUCCAGACUGAAGGCGAGAAACAAAGCGCUGUCUGGUGGACAUCAUGGCCAAUAGCGCCAAAAGGCUUUGAAAUGUGCAAGGUGCAUGCCAGAGGAAAAAGACAGCCAAUCAUCGAGGAUGCCAUAUGCAAG